Poeciliopsis prolifica (blackstripe livebearer) is the source of this 417-nucleotide messenger RNA. It is a transcript of the gene mrpl53, whose product is annotated as mitochondrial ribosomal protein L53. The transcript is spliced from 3 exons. Bases 13 to 339 code for a protein of 108 amino acids. Gene Ontology annotation, cellular component: mitochondrial large ribosomal subunit. NCBI's taxonomy places the organism in Eukaryota, Metazoa, Chordata, Actinopteri, Cyprinodontiformes, Poeciliidae. The record is from RefSeq and is a predicted model, not a curated record.
AUUCCAGAAAACAUGGCGGCCACCAGUAAAACUGCCGUGUUAUUGAAAGCUGUGAAGAAAAUAACCAUUCAGUUCUGUCCAUUCGAGUCCAAUGUCCGCUCAACAAGAGAGUUUCUGGCUCUGGUGGGUUCAGAUAAGGCCCGCUCCACCAACAUGAACUGUGAGGUGAUUUCUGUGGUGAAACACGACAAGUCGGAACCAGUAAUCGACGUAACAUAUGUGGACGGAGAGAGGCUGGUGAUGAAGGGGGAAAGGUUGACUUGCCGUGAGAUGCUGAGCGCCUUUCAGUCCCGCUGCAAAGACAAGGACCCGCAGACCAAAGCCGGAGCCAAGAAGUGACCACCUGUUUGAAUUUGUCUGUAUUUAUAUGUGUGUGUAAUCUUGGAAAUGUACAAUAAAACAGUAUGUUUAGCUAAA